AUGUCUUCUGACAGCUUAGGAGAGGCGUUGAAGCAUACGGGAGGUAAUGGCAAGUUGGACCAGGGUGUCUCACUCAAGAGUUUCUUGGCCUCGCUGGCAACGGCUACGGUUGUCUUCGCCGUAGAAUUCUUGUUAUUCUUGCUCCUCAAGGGCAAAUUGACACGCAUCUAUCAACCUCGAACGUAUCUAGUCCCUGAUCGAGAACGCACUGCGCCUUCGCCGCCGGGUCUGUUUCGAUGGAUCGGGCCGAUCUUUCGAACAUCAAGCUCAGAAUUCAUCCAAAAAUGUGGUCUCGACGCCUAUUUCUUCCUCCGCUUCCUGCGUAUGCUUCUCAAAAUCUUCAUUCCCAUGGGGUUUCUGAUCUUGCCCAUACUUCUUCCCCUGAAUCGCGUGGGAGGCAAGGGUACUACUUUCCAAAACGAUACAGUCACCUCGAACGGGACAAGAACGGGCGAUCGGUGGAAUGUCACUGGCCUAGAUCAAUUGGCCUGGGGCAACGUCAAACCUGAGCAUACCAGUCGCUACUGGGCCCAUUGUGUUCUGGCAGUGAUCAUGAUCUGCUAUGUCUGUGCUGUGUUCUUCGACGAGUUGCGAGGCUAUAUUCGAAUGCGUCAAGCUUAUCUGACAUCACCUCAACAUCGACUUCGCGCAUCUGCCACAACUGUCCUCGUUACUGCGAUUCCCCAUGGCUGGCUAAAUGUGGAGGCCUUGGACAAGUUGUUCGACGUCUUUCCAGGUGGUGUGCGUAACAUCUGGAUCAACCGCAAUUUCGAUGAAUUAAAUGAAAAGGUCAAGGAACGCAACAAGAUUGCUCUUCAAUUAGAAGCGGCUGAAACAGAUCUCAUCGUCAAAUGCAAAAAGGCAGCACUGAAGAAAGCCAAAGCGGAGGCGAAGAAGGCCGGCAAAAGCCGGAAAGAGGCGGAGAGUGAGGAGAAGGCCGCAACAGAUCAUCGAGCAACACAGAUGGCCAUGGGGCCCGGCAUCAGCUCUGGAGAUCCCCAUCAGGCUCAUACGUUGCGAGAGGCAUUAUCUCACCGUCAUGAACCUCACCAGCGCGGUGAAUCAGGUGGGUCCCGCCAUGGCGGGAGGCUUUUCGAUCCGGCCGUUGUAGCCGCAGAUUUGGUCGGGCACGGCGUCGGAAAGCUGGGCAAGUCAAUGGUCGGCGGUCUCAAAAAAGUCGAGGCGGGUUUUGAUAGCACCUUGACUCGAAAGGGUGGCGGCUUUGUGGAGGACAUUGAUGAUACUGGCGUGGCCCCUCGCGGUCGUGCACUCUCUGCGUCCCAGGCGCAGCCGCCGGCUCAAGAUAUGCCUCCAGAGCAAGGUCACUCUUUGACCCCCUCGCAGACACAAGAGGCUCGAGAUGAGAGUCUCUGUCAGGAGACAAGGCCUGUACCCCAAAAGCAAUUAUCUUGGAAGGACCGCAUGUCAUCCCACCUUUCCGUCCACUCAAGAAAGUCAGGUCCGGAGCCGGAUGAGUUUCCUCUGACUGGUCCUGAAUCGCCCACGAAGGAGACAAACGAGAGCCAGUCUACCAAGAAGAAGGCCCGGAAAGAACACGAAAGCUCACAAAAGAGCCACAAAGAAGGUGACGAGGUUGAAGGAGAAGAGUACCCCAUCGCUUACAACGAGGACUUUGACUCAGAGGACUAUGGAGAGCCCCUUUGGAAACAAUACAUCACAGAGAAAGACCGGGAUACUUCCCGAUUACCCAUCUUUGGGUGGACGUGGAUGCCUUCAAUUUGGUUGAUAGGCAAGAAAGUCGACACCAUUGACCAUUGCCGGAAGGAAUUGGCGCGUUUAAAUCUCGAAAUUGAAAUCGAUCAGCAACAUCCCGAACGCUUCCCUUUGAUGAACUCUGCUUUCAUUCAAUUCAACCAUCAGGUUGCGGCACAUAUGGCUUGUCAGUCUGUUGCUCACCACGUUCCAAAGCAAAUGGCCCCUCGAAUUGUCGAAAUCUCACCGGACGAUGUGAUCUGGGACAAUAUGUCAAUGAAGUGGUGGGAGCGCUACCUCCGCACCUUUGGUAUCAUCACUUUGGUGGCUGGUAUGGUGAUCGGAUGGGCUUUCCCCGUCGCUUUCACUGGGCUUCUGUCACAACUUUCGUACCUCGAGGGUACAUUCAGCUGGCUUGCUUGGAUCGGGCGACUGCCUCAGUGGCUUAUUUCCGCGAUUCAAGGUGUCUUGCCCGCGCUUUUCUUGGCUAUUCUCAUGGCUUUGCUGCCCCUGAUCCUACGAUUUCUCAGCAAAACUCAAGGCUUACACACCGGCAUGGCCAUUGAGUUGACUGUGCAGAACUACUACUUUGCCUUUCUAUUUGUGCAGCUGUUCCUGGUUGUCACAAUUGCUUCCAGUGCCUCCACCAUCCUCGAUAAUGUCACAAAUGUGACCAGCUGGCCCGAGCUGCUCGCCACAAACAUUCCACGAUCCAGCAACUACUUCUUCUCCUACAUGGUUUUGCAAGCCAUGUCUGUGAGCGCUGGUGCACUGGUACAGAUUGUCAGUCUUGUCAGCUGGUUUAUUCUUGCUCCAAUCUUGGAUUCGACUGCACGAAAGAAGUGGGCGCGUACAACAAAUCUCAACCAGAUGCAAUGGGGAACAUUCUUCCCGGUCUACACCACCCUCGCUUGUAUUGGUAAGUGUCCGGCUCCAGAUCUGUCCUCCUCUUCUCAUCACCUGCGGCGCCGGAAAAGCCUUUGCUUACUUUUGCUUCAACGGCUAGGUUUGAUCUACUGUAUUGUUGCGCCCCUGAUCAUGGUUUUCAACAUUCUCACGUUCAGUCUGUUCUGGUUUGUCUACCGCUACAACACAUUAUAUGUCACCAAAUUUCGAUUCGACACGGGUGGUCUCUUGUUUCCACGUGCGAUCAAUCAACUAUUCACGGGCUUGUACUUCAUGGAAGUGUGUCUCAUCGGCUUGUUUUUCCUGGUACGGGACACCCAAGGGGCAGUCGCAUGUAAGGGCCAAGGUAUCGUCAUGAUCAUUGUCCUGGUCUUGACCGUGGGGUUCCAAGUCCUUCUCAACGAGGCUUUUGGGCCUCUCAUCCGUUAUUUACCCAUCACUCUUGAAGAUGACGCCGUCCGGCGGGAUCAGGAGUUCCACCGCGCCCAGCUGACCCGACUUGGCCUUACUGCUGAUGACGAAGACGAAGACGAGAGGGAAGGGCUGGAGCAUCACCUCGCCGAUCGUGAGUUGAAGCAACGCAGCCAUGACCGCGAGGCAGAGGCGAUCGAACUGCAGACUUUGGAAGCGGAGCGUGAAGAGCGAAAGCGUCACGAUUCGGGUCUUCUUACUCCAACCACGUCCGUCAAGAAGCAGUCAUCCUGGGCUGAGCGGUCGCCAAAUCGACGAUCCAAGUUUUUUGGUCUCAACUCUGCGACCCCGAGCCCGACACUCAAGGCCCUGAGGGAGAGAAUGGCACAUGACACUGAAGCGCAAGGGCCCAGUACUAAUGAUAAGGGCCAUGCUCUCUUUGCCGGAAUCCACGACGAGUUGGAGGAUCUCACUCCGGAUGAGCGUGAUCAAUUAGUUCAGCGUGCAUUCCAGCACGAGGCUCUGCGCGCAAAGCGGCCCGUCGUCUGGAUCCCGCGGGACGACCUUGGUAUCAGUGACGACGAGGUCUACCGCACGCAACGAUUCAGCAAACACGUCUGGGUCAGUAACGAGUAUCAAGCUUUGGAUGGCAAAGGCCGCACGAUCUUCAGCCGGAGUCCCCCGGAUUUCUCCGAGGUCGAUUUGAUUCAAUUAUAA
Molecule: messenger RNA, 3747 nt
Organism: Penicillium oxalicum
Lineage: Eukaryota; Fungi; Ascomycota; Eurotiomycetes; Eurotiales; Aspergillaceae
Product: putative DUF221 domain protein
Exons: 2
Coding region: 1-3747 (1248 amino acids)
Cellular component (GO): plasma membrane
Molecular function (GO): calcium-activated cation channel activity
Source: RefSeq, a predicted model, not a curated record